GUGGUGCAUUCCUCCCUCAGAGUUCGCCAAGAAGGAAAUAAUGAAUGGUGGCGCAAGGACCUACAAAUGCUGGAAAUAAAGACAUCGGUUAAAGAGUCUGUUUUAAAAGAUUGCGGUCGUGUUUAUUUAAGGUGAUGGUUUUGGCUGCGAAACACACAAAGACUGCGUUUGGGGCCGUUGCUAAGCCGGAGCCCGGGCUGACCCGGCGUUGCCAGGGUGAGAGGGCAAAGAUGGAGGCUCCGAGCGUCCUGCUGGUGAGCUGCUGCCCGGCUUUCGUGGAGGAGACUCUGGUGAGAGAUAUUAUUGGAACAGAUGACAUUCCAGAAUACACUGGCCCCAGGAAUGUGGUCCGAUUCUACCCAUGGACUAUAGAUAACAAGUAUUACACUGCUAGUGUACAGCUAUGUGUGGUGCCUGACAAAUUUGAACUGACAAAGGAGAUUGCAGACUCAGUAGAAGCCUUCGUGAUUUACUUUGACAGCACAACUAAUACUGGACUUGAUGAGGUAUCCACUUGGCUUCCUCUAACUCAGGAAUGGUCCCCUGAAGUUUUGAUUCUGGUGUGUGACAGAGUUUCAGACAAUGGGGUGAGCAGACAAGUGGCACAGCAAUGGUGCAUUAAAUAUGGGUUUGAAUUGGUGGAACUCGAUCCAGAAGACUUGCCAGAUGAAGAAGAUGACUUCCCUGAAUCCACUGGUGUAACGAGAAUUAUUCAGGCAUUGAAUGCAAAUGUGUGGUCAAAUGUUGAGAUGAAAACAGAUCGGCCACAGGAUUUUGGCCUUCUCAGUAGCCUAACUGGAGUGCUUGAAAACUGUGGAACUGAAGCAGAAACACAGGAAUACCACAGCCUUGCAGAGCCUGAAGUUGAACCACUUGCUGAGAACACCAACAGAGUGGCACCUCUUCAGACAGACAGUGUUAUAGAUCCAAUGUUACAUUUGGAUAUCCAAGAACUUGCUACUCUCACUGCAGGUGAAGUUGACUGUGAAAACUUUGAGCGUUUGUUUGAAAAGCUCAAGCAAAUGAAAGACAAAGCAGCAACAUUACCACAUGAACAAAGAAAACUCCACGCAGAAAAAUCCUAUUUUGUUUGGCAGGUUGCUAAAGCUUUUUGGAUGGCUAUUGGAGGAGACAGAGAAGAGAUUGAGGAACUCUCUGAUGAAGAGAAUAAUUAAAAGCUGGACCAUUUUGCGGCUUUCCAGAUGAAAGAUGUUUAUGUGUCCGCCAAAGUGCUGCCUUUGAAGGACAUUUCAUUCACAGUGUUACUGGGCCAAGACUUUUAACGCAACUUCAGUGCCAACACUGUGGCUCCUCCGGUGAAUGUUUUGAAUUGUGAAUGAUAAAAUAUGGAUCUUUUGUGUUUCCCGGUCAUAUUUUAGACUAAACAUCUGACUGAAGUAGUCUUCUAUGGGAAGAAAUAUUGUGUACCUACACCCACUCUUUUCUAAGCGACACAUUAUUUUAAUGUUCUAGACAUUAGUUAUGUGAAGUGGCACCCCAGUUAGAUAGCAUCUUCUGUCCACAAUAGUACUGUGGCAAAUCUACUUCAGUUCCCUCUGGGUAGAUAACCACAGAACAGACCUUCCCCUUGUGAUGUGGUAAGCUGUCAGCUUUCAUGGGAAUGGACAUUAUGGUGAUGGAAAUGAGGACUACGUGUUGUUCAAGUGCAAAAGUGUGUUUGUGUUUUCUGCUACCGUGUUUAUUUGGGAGUCUUGCAUAGAACCAUGUUACUGAUGACAUGGGAAUGUUUAUUGCUGAUGCCAGCUGUCUAAGUAUGGAAAAUAUUCAAUUUCUCAACAGCUAUCUUUCUCAUCGGCUCUUACCAUGAUGAGAAAGAUAAUUCAUCAAACCAAAUAACAUACAAAUUAAUGGUCUAUUGGAAUUAAACAAGAAAACAUUUAACAGAAUGUUAAUCUAAUCAAAAAACGUAACCUUUAUUGUCUGGUAUAGGAAUUAAAUAAACUAUGCAUGUGA
Molecule: messenger RNA, 1974 nt
Organism: Leucoraja erinaceus (little skate)
Lineage: Eukaryota; Metazoa; Chordata; Chondrichthyes; Rajiformes; Rajidae
Gene: aagab
Product: alpha and gamma adaptin binding protein
Exons: 10
Coding region: 135-1175 (346 amino acids)
Source: RefSeq, a predicted model, not a curated record